Mytilinidion resinicola is the source of this 1204-nucleotide messenger RNA. RefSeq lists its product as uncharacterized. The record is from RefSeq and is a predicted model, not a curated record. Lineage: Eukaryota; Fungi; Ascomycota; Dothideomycetes; Mytilinidiales; Mytilinidiaceae. The coding region runs from base 196 to 1101 and encodes 301 amino acids. The transcript has a single exon.
AUGCUCCGGGUCUCUCCCUUCUUGUGGACCACCACCUGCCAUGUUCUUGCUUCCUACAAUGCUAUUGCUACCGUCUUCUCGAGUCACAGUGCAGUCUUCGUCUUCGUUUGAAAGAGCCCGUUGAUUUAAUUCACUGCCGCUCCUCCCGCGACACCCCAUUUUUUCAAGCUAGUUUUUCUCGAUUACCUACCAAAGAUGAAAGCCGACAACCGCCGGCGGCUAUGUAGAUGCAACGCACGGCUCCAUCUACUCUCUAGUCCCCUUCUCUUCCUUUUUCUAAUCCUCCCGGCGCCCUCUUUUGCUCAAAUCACCUCCGACAUUGCCUCUCCGACUACUCCGGGAGCUCCGGCUUCUGCAGCUUCAACCGUUCUCACUUCCCCGCUCCUGCCUACCACAUUCUCAACCUCAGCCGGAUCACCUCCCACAAAUACCGCUUCGAAAUCGCUCUCGCAAUCGAUACGAACUACCUCAGUCGCAUCCAGGGUUACUGCGGACAACGCUCCCCCAUUGUAUCCCGCAUCUACCUCCGCAACAUCCGAUGACCACGACAUAGAUAGAGAUUCACACCUUAUCAACUAUUACUUCGUCUUCCUAGCUUUGAUAGGAGUAUUUGCAUUGCUGGCAAUCUACGUACUCCACAAACGAAGGCGAAGGAGGAAAGCUCAGCUCCGGAGUAGCGGACAAAAUGCACUUGCGCGGGACCUCGAUGGGUGGGUCAAUACAAGGCGGUGGGUGCAUGGCAGUUGGAGAGGAGGGGCAGGAGGAGGUCCUGCAAGACAGGAGGAAGGGCUGAAUGAGGCUGGAGAAGCGCCACCGCCAUAUAAGCCUCAUGGUGACGCCACAGCCGAUGCUGCUGGAGCUGAUGUAGCACCUGUGACGUUGUCGUCAGAUGAAAGCCGCGAUACUGUCACAGGGCUAGCAAUCCCUUUGAGAACGUUGUCGAGAGGCGGGCGUUCGACUCUCAAACCGCCCGACUAUCAAGAAACCAUUCACCCCGUAAGCGUGAAUGAGAGCACUCGACCAAACACAACCGAGACUCGCCCUGGCACUUCUACCCGGGAGCUUUUGCAUCCGGAUACACCUUCGGACUCGGCAGCGUAGCUUUUCUAUUUUCAUAUGACCUUUUAGUUCAUUUCUCACAUAUUUCUGUUAAUUCUGUCCGCUUGGAAUCUGGACAUGGAGCCCGCGUUUGGGGCUGAACUCU